GUAGGACUAAGGCAUCGAUGAAUCGAUAUCAUCAUCAAGCUCACGACUUCAAAGUUCUACCUAUCCCGCACUGCGCUCUUGCUGAGCUAAAAUUCCCUUGAGGCCUUGUCUCUCUGAUGGCUUGGGCAAUAUCCAGACUUUGAAGCUUUCCCCGCAUCCCAAACCGGUGUCACUCUCAACUUUCUCAAGUCUCAACCCUCCUGAGUCCCGAGUCCGACGUCUCCCAAUUAGACAAGCCAAAGGCGUACUAUGGUCUUUGUCUCUGCUAUACCUUAACCAUCGUCUUUGUCUCUGCUAUAUAUUUUAACUAGUUCACCCGGCUACAUAUCAUCCCCGCCGCUUCUCGUCCCUGGACUUGUCACCAAUUUCCUGGUUUCCGCUGCUGUACGGAUAGCUCGACCCGAACCACGCCCAGCACGUCAAAAUGUCGCGCCACCAGUAUGUUCGGAGCUUGGAUGUGCACGAUGCGAUGGAAGAGUUUGAAGGCUACUCAGAGGAGGAAGAGGAUGAGCUUAGCCCCGAAGACCGUGCAUUGAUGAAUCAAGGCACUAUCGACGUCCAGGCCGCCCUCGGCGUCGAAGCCUCAAAAGUCACCAUCGCCCAGAUCGAGGAAGCCUUGUGGCACUACUACUACGACGUGGACAAAUCAGUUGCCUAUCUCACAGCAAAAUUCAUAAAUCCACCGCCCAAGGCAGCCAAACCGGUCGCUCGGCAAACGAAUGUCGAUACAGCUGGAAAGAAAACUCCCGCCGCCCAACCUAACAAAAAGGGGGGUUCUGCUGCAGAAGCCGUUGCCGCAGAAGUGAAGGACUUGAAGAUUAGCGAUGCCCCUUUGCCAAAGAGCCGAAAUCUAGAUGUAAUCUCCGAAUUUCAAAAGAGCAAAAACAAGAAGAGCGCCAGUUUUGUGGUUGUUGGUCAUGUCGACGCCGGAAAGAGCACCAUGAUGGGCCGGCUUCUACUCGAACUCAAGGUAGUCGACCAGCGCACUGUGGACAAGCUCAGGAAAGAGGCCGAGACCAUCGGCAAGACGUCGUUCGCCCUCGCCUGGGUCUUGGAUCAACGAUCCGAAGAACGGUCCAGGGGCGUUACCAUUGACAUUGCCACCAAUAGAUUUGAAACGGACACAACUGCCUUCACUAUUCUGGAUGCACCUGGCCACAGAGACUUUAUCCCCAACAUGAUCGCCGGAGCCAGUCAAGCCGAUUUUGCGGUCCUCGUCAUUGAUGCGAGCAUCGGGGCUUUCGAAUCCGGCCUGAAAGGCCAGACUAAGGAGCAUUCGCUGCUGAUCCGUAGUAUGGGGGUGUCCCGGAUCAUCGUGGCAGUCAACAAGCUCGACAUGGUUGCAUGGUCUCAAGAGAGGUUCGACGAGAUCAGGGACCAGGUGUCUGGGUUUUUGUCAGCAACGGGCUUCCAGCAAAAAAGCAUUUCCUUCGUCCCCGUUUCUGGCCUGCAUGGCGAUAACCUGGUACAGAGAUCGACCGAUCCGGCGGCAUCAUGGUACACCGGGCCGACGCUGGUCGAGGAGCUGGAGAAAUCGGAACCGAACGCUAGGGCGUUGGCGAAACCCCUGCGGAUGACCGUAUCAGAGGUCUACCGCACCAUGCAGAGCCCCGUCACCGUCUCCGGCCGGAUUGACGCGGGCUCUUUGCAAACAGGUGACGCGCUGCUCGUCCAGCCCAGCGGAGAGAAGGCAUAUGUGAAGUCCGUCCUGGUCGACGAGGCGCCGGCAGACUGGGCGGUUGCCGGGCAGAACGUGGUGCUACACCUGAGCCACAUUGAUCCCAUCCACGUCAAGGUCGGCGACAUCAUCUGCGACCCGGCAAAGCCGAUCCCCCGCGCCGACAUAUUCACGAUGAAGGCGCUGGCCUUUGACUUUUUGAUGCCGAUGCAGGUCGACGUCCACAGGGGUCGUCUGCAUGCGGCGGGAAGAAUCGAGGCAAUCCCGGCGCUCUUGGAUAAGGUGUCUGGGGCGGUCACGAAAAAAAAGCCCAAGAUUGUCAAGCCGGCCACGGUGGCUAGGAUCGUGGUAAGACUGGAGGCGCAAGUGCCGCUGGAGGCCGGGCAACGGGUGGUGUUGAGGAGCGGUGGACAGACGGUGGCUGCUGGGUUGUUGGAAUGAGGUCCCCGUUCCCAGAGCCUUGCGCAUUUUUGCAGCGUACAUAAAACAGCAACGCCGUCUGAAUUAGCAGCUGCUACGGCGACUCAACUGUUGAUAUUGAACGUUUGAAGGAAUUCUCUUUCCUCGUGGUCGGCAGGUAUCUGCCGUUAGUGCCGCCCAAAUUUUACGUGCAAAAAUCGUCCUCUCGACUACCCCUUCUAACAGAUUUGACUACUCGAGUGUAACCGGCACCAGUACUUGC
This is a messenger RNA of Canariomyces notabilis, 2360 nucleotides long. RefSeq lists its product as uncharacterized. Gene Ontology annotation, biological process: translation; translational elongation. Gene Ontology annotation, molecular function: GTPase activity; GTP binding; translation elongation factor activity. The record is from RefSeq and is a predicted model, not a curated record. The coding region runs from base 425 to 2119 and encodes 564 amino acids. Lineage: Eukaryota; Fungi; Ascomycota; Sordariomycetes; Sordariales; Chaetomiaceae. The transcript has 2 exons.